Ananas comosus (pineapple) is the source of this 1467-nucleotide messenger RNA. Its product is annotated as caltractin-like. Gene Ontology annotation, cellular component: centrosome; centriole. Lineage: Eukaryota; Viridiplantae; Streptophyta; Magnoliopsida; Poales; Bromeliaceae. Gene Ontology annotation, molecular function: calcium ion binding. The record is from RefSeq and is a predicted model, not a curated record. Bases 736 to 1248 code for a protein of 170 amino acids. Gene Ontology annotation, biological process: centriole replication; mitotic cell cycle. The transcript is spliced from 7 exons.
UCAGACAUGUAUUCUAAUUUGCGAGCAUCUUCCUCCGUUUGGUUUAAGAUUCAAGCAUAGCACGAUUCAACUCUUUAAUUUGACAAAAAGAGAAUAAGUUUAAAUUUAUUCUCUCCAGAGUAGACGACUCAUUAAGCACCUGAUGCCACGUGCUAUCAGUAAAAAGCAACGCUUUCAGUAAAUAAAUCUUAUAUAUUCUAAUAAUAAAAAAAAUUAAUAUUUAUUCGCUCUUCUUAUCAAUCAUCAAAAUAUAUAUUUUUGAGAAAAAAAACUUGGGAUUUUUCAUUGGCCUAUGCUUCAAAUCUAAGCCAUCUUAGCAAGACAGUUUUCUCUCAACAUUUUUUUUAGAAAUUUUUUUUACUAUAUAUGCUUCUCUUUAGUAGAAAUUUCAAAUAGUGUCUUUCUAAUACAAAACCAUAAAAUCUUUUGCUGUAAAAAAAAGAAAAAAAGAAAAAAUGCGGCGUCUCAAAAAACGAAAACACACUUCAAAUUUUUUUAAAAAAAUUAGUUUAUAUAUUGUACACCAAAAUGGGGGAAAAAAAAACCCAUUUGAUUGAGGCACGAUUGGUGGCCUAUGGCUGACGUGGUGGACCCGGUCCACGCAAUACUUGUCGGUGUCCGUGAUUUUCCUGUGAUUUAUAAACCGGAGGAGGCCGCAUCUCCGUCCCCUCGCCCGGGUGUCGCGAUCGAGCGUAGUCGCCUUUCGAGAGACUAAGCUGAUCCAAGCAAAUCCCAAUGGCAAGCGCUGGUGGUAAGGCCGUCUCCAGGAGAGAGAAGCCGAGAACUCGUCAUCAUGGUUUAACUCAACAAAAGAGGCAGGAGAUUAAGGAGGCAUUUGAACUUUUUGAUACGGAUGGUUCUGGCACUAUCGAUGCCAAAGAGUUGAAUGUUGCCAUGAGGGCCUUGGGUUUUGAAAUGACAGAAGAGCAAAUCAAUCAGAUGAUUGCUGAUGUAGACAAAGAUGGCAGCGGUGCAAUUGACUUCGACGAGUUUGUGCACAUGAUGACGGCCAAGAUUGGAGAAAGGGACAGUAAAGAAGAACUAAUGAAAGCUUUUCGCAUUAUUGACCAGGAUAACAAUGGGAAAAUAUCUGAUGUUGAUAUCCAGCGUAUUGCUAAGGAGUUGGGUGAAAAUUUUACUAUGCAAGAGAUAAGAGAGAUGAUAGAGGAAGCUGAUCGCAAUGGUGAUGGAGAAGUCGAUAUGGACGAAUUCUUCCGGAUGAUGAAACGGACGAACUACGGCUACUAGAUCGUCAAAACUAGAACUUGAAUUCGCGACUGCUCUGUAAUUUUAACUUGGCUGAUGUAUGUUGAGCUCUUCAGACUCGGACAUGUCUUUGUGAUCACUCAUGUUUUAUUAGCCUAACCCUUUACUAUUAUAUGUAUCUGUUUGUAUUAAAUCGCUCGAGUUCUUAAAAGGGGAUUGUGAUAUUUAAUUGCUGUUUAUGAAAUGAGUUUUUUUUUUAAA